AUUACUUAUAGUUCUAAUGAAUUGAAUAAAAAAAAAAAAAUGCUACGUACAAUACUCUCUCCUAACAUUGGAAAUCCUUAUCUUGUAGGGGUCAAUUGCUAUGGCUGAAAGCUUGUAUGAAUUGAGAUGGACGGAUCAUGGAUGGGUUAAUGCAGGCACAAUUUGUCUCUUUAUGUGGUAGUCAGAGAAAUUUGAGUCAAUUGUGGUCCCUUUCUUCAAAAAUUAAAAUCCCUGUCCUCUUGUGUAACUCCUUUUGCUUUUCAUCACUUCCAUGCAAUUUUCAAUCAUGUCUGCCUUACCCUACAAAAUGAUAUGCAGAAGAUGACCAGUUUUCUAAUGCAAUAAACCAUGCCAUUGCCACCACUUCACGCCUCCAAUGCAAUGGCGCGUUAUCAAAACUCCAACAACGAAGCUUUAUCACUGUCUUUACUCUCUCUUGUACGGCCCUAUCAACUUCCACCCUCCAUUUUACUGGUUCUAUGGAGUAUUCUCCUUAAUUUCACUCACACUCACAGGCCCUUGUUUCCUAGAUUGGUUGCUGGGUUGUUUGUUUUCCCAGAAAUUGUCUGCAAAGCGAAAAACAUCGGAGACAGAAAAAGUUUUGUACUAGAAGUUAGCAAAGCUUCUAUCUUGGACUGCCCCAUUUGUUUAAUGGGAAAUUUGCGGUCGUUUGUUCUGGCAUUGUUUUCAUGGCUGUUCUUUAUCCAAAGCACCUAUGAAUUGGAAGCCUAUCAAACUCAACUUCUGCUGCAAUUAAGGGAACGCUUAGAGUACCCUUCACAGUUGGAAAUAUUGGAUAAUUACAACGGAGAAAUCUGUAGUUUGUCUUCAACUGCACAUUUUAGUAUCUCAUGCCAGGAGAAUUUUGUCACUGAGCUCAAGAUUAUGGGAGAUAAGCUUGCCAAUGUUAAUGAAUUCAAUGGACAUUCAAUUCCUGGUGUAACUCUGUCUGGGAGCUUCUCCAUCGAUUCUUUCAUUACCACAUUGACAGGGUUAACCAGCCUGAGGGUUCUCAGCCUAGUGUCUUUAGGAAUUUGGGGGCCACUUCCUGAUAAAAUUCAGAGCCUUUAUUCACUAGAGCUUUUGGACUUUAGCUCAAAUUUCAUGUUUGGUUCUAUCCCUCCUCAGAUAUCUACAAUGGUUAAGCUUCAGAUGUUCAUAAUAGAUGGGAAUUAUUUCAAUGAUACUAUUCCUGAUUCAUUAGGUUCAUUAUCAAAUCUUACUGUUCUGAGUUUGAGGGGCAAUCGGUUGAAGGGUCAAUUUCCUUCUUCAAUAUGCAGAGUAUCAAGCCUAACUGAUAUUGCCUUGAGUCACAAUGAGCUUUCUGGUAACUUGCCUGAUUUGAGUAGUCUAACUAGCCUCCGUGUUUUGGAUUUAAGAGAGAAUCAAUUAGAUUCUGAACUGCCCCUAAUGCCACAAGGUUUGAUCACAGUUCUCCUUGCUAAGAAUUCAUUCUCUGGCAAAAUUCCUGAGAAAAUUGGCAAUUUGGGUCAUCUCCAGCACCUUGAUUUAUCAUUUAAUCAUCUCAGUGGAACUCCUCCUUCUGCCUUGUUCGCUUUGCCAAACAUCAGUUAUCUGAAUUUAGCAUCCAAUUUGCUCAGUGGUUCACUUCCAAAACAUCUAACUUGUGGUAGCAAACUCGGGUUUGUUGAUAUUUCUAGUAACAAGUUGAUAGGCGAGCUUCCUUCUUGCCUGGACAAUUUUUCAGAUGAGAGAGUAGUUAAGUUUGGCUGGAAUUGCUUAUCCAUUGAUGCCCAACAGCAGCAUAAAGGGUCAUAUUGUGAAAAUGUCUAUAGGAGGAAAGAAUUCAGUGGAAGAGCAGCGCUAAUUGUUGUUACUGUUGGGGCUGCCCUCUUUCUGGGACUUUGGGCAUUUGGGAUUCUUUUUCUAUGUAGAAGAUGCCGUUCACAAAGGACAUUUGAAACACAUAUACGGCAAAAGGUUGAGCAAGACACUUCAAAAACUGGUGUUUCUUCUGAAGUCCUUGCAAGUGCCAGAUUGAUUUCUGAAGUAGUGAAGCUAGGGACACAGGGUGCUCCAGCAUGUCGACUGUUUUCCUUGGAAGAGUUGAAGGAAGCCACAAACAAUUUUGAUUCAACGAUGCUUAUGGGUGAAGGUUCUAUCGGGAAGAUUUACAAAGGAAGAUUGGGGAAUGGGACUUAUAUUGCUGUACGAUCUUUGACUUUAUUGAAAAAGCUUUCAAUUCAAAAUCUCAAAGCUAGGCUUGAUUUUCUUUCAAAGCUUCAACAUCCACAUUUAGUUAGUCUCUUGGGUCACUGCAUCGAGGGUGGUCAAGGACAUAAUUUUAGCACAAACAAAGUUUUCCUUGUGUAUGAAUUUGUGCCUAAUGGGCACUAUCGUAUGCAUCUCUCAGAAAAUUGUCCAGAGAAAGUUCUUAAUUGGGCAGAUAGAUUGUCAAUUCUGAUUGGUGUUGCCAAGGCUGUACAUUUUCUGCACACCAGUGUUAUCCCUGGUGCUUUUAAUAACCACUUGAAGACAAAUAACAUAUUGUUGGAUGAGCAUCAGAUUGCAAAGCUGAGUGACUAUGGGAUGUCCAUCAUUACAGAAGAAAAUGAAAAACUAGUGGCAAAGGGCGAAGGCUCAAAGUUAAGCCAAAGGGCAAAAUUAGAAGACGACGUUUACAAUUUUGGAUUCAUAUUACUUGAUUCGCUUGUUGGGCCUAUUGGUACUGGAAAAGAAGAAGCAUUUCUGAUGAAUGAAAUGGCAUCCUUUGGCAGCCAGGAUGGACGAAGAAAAAUUGUGGAUCCAAUUGUGUUAACUACUUGCUCACAGGAGUCACUAUCAAUUGUGGUAUCCAUCACAAGGAAAUGCAUAUCUCCUGAACCAUCAUCACGUCCCUCAUUUGAAGACGUUCUUUGGAACUUGCAGUAUGCAGCUCAAGUGCAGACAACAGCUGAUGCAGACCAAAAAUCAGAUUCAACAUCAUGGUUGUAGGUACCCAAAGGUUGGUUUAGUAGAAGGCUGCUGUCAUUAUCUUAAUAAGAAAGCAAGUGUAGCAGUUUGGAAGGUGUGUCUUCUCUUCAUCGAAGCGUAAGAAACAAGGUAGAUUCACAUCUGAGCUGCUUUCCUCUGCCAUAAUGUUAAACGCAAAGCUGUAGAUGUCAUAUUUUAUUGCUUAGACUUUUUUUUUUUUCAGCUAAAAUUUUGGUAGAAUAUAGCUUGUUGUGUACUUUUUCAUGUAACAAACAGAAAAUGACAUU
This is a messenger RNA of Rubroshorea leprosula, 3221 nucleotides long. Lineage: Eukaryota; Viridiplantae; Streptophyta; Magnoliopsida; Malvales; Dipterocarpaceae. The record is from the annotation of a GenBank genome assembly.